CAUAUCGGUCACGAAUCUGCCUUCUUGGCUUUGUCCCCAACUUUCGAGAAUUUCGUCAGACGGAGCACAGCUAUCACAGUUGGCAUUGCCAACGAACGUGUCAACGGAAGAGACUCGUCAUCUCUCAUGUUCUGGCCUCAGAUCGAGCCGGCUACUUUUGUCAACUUGAUGGAGUAUGCUUACUCCCUCGACUACACAGUGCCUGCUUUGUCCAAAUGCAAGCAGAACGGCACCUUCAACGCGAUCAAGGAAGAGAAUGGAAGCGAUAAUACACCUAAUUUAGCGAGCGAUGAUGGCGAAGGGAACGUCAAUGCACCCGGAGAUACGACUCAUGCGAGACCCUCAAGAGCGGGGGGUUCCGCGCCGGAGCUGCAAGUACUCGACAGAAUACCCAGCAGCCUGAGAUAUCGUCAUUGUACAUGUGGAUCAGGAGUGUCUCGGAAGAUUCGCAGCCUCAGCAGCAUACCAGCGCUCAGUACAAGUUCUGCGAGAAGCAUUUCCCCAUUGCUUCUGAAGCCAUCGAGGCGGCAACUGAAGACUGGCUAGAAGACAUCAAGCAACAACAUCGGAAUGGCUAUAAGGAAGUCUUCCUUGCACAUGCCAAGCUAUAUCUCGUUGCAAACCAGUUCAAGAUUGUCGAACUCAAGAGACUCUGCUUGCACAAACUUCGUCAGAGCCUCUUACAUGCUCCAGGCACCGACGAGAUGUUGCGAGCCACAGCCGUUACAAUUCAGCACGUUUAUUCCAAUACCACAUCCCGAGAUGACGAUCUCAGAAAGUUGCUAUUGCAAUUCUGUCUCACCGACAUGGAGUGGAUGAUGAGAGACAAGGAUCUGGAACCAGUGCUGGAGAGUGUCCCUGGUUUUGCCAUUGAUCUGUUUCGCGAGAUUCCCCAUGACUACUGGAGAGAGCUCAGAGACGGAGGGCCCGCGUGAGAGGUGGUAGCGAGUGCAUGGGGACAUGGACACGAAGGAUGCGUUGACUCAGCCGAGAAAGGUGUAGUCGAGGGUUUCUUGCUGCCCAGACGAGCGAGCCUCUCUUCAUUGGGCGGAGCGAGAAAACUGCCAGGCAAAAUCGUGCAAUCUGAGGAUAGAGAUUUUUCAGGCUAGGAUAUCUUGGGAGGAGAAGGUACGCGAUUUUGAAUCUGUGGGGAGGAUUUCUAGAAUCCAAGGAAAUAAUCCAAUGCAAACCGUUCUUU
Messenger RNA from Colletotrichum phormii, 1198 nucleotides. RefSeq lists its product as uncharacterized. The transcript has a single exon. NCBI's taxonomy places the organism in Eukaryota, Fungi, Ascomycota, Sordariomycetes, Glomerellales, Glomerellaceae. The coding region runs from base 420 to 935 and encodes 171 amino acids. The record is from RefSeq and is a predicted model, not a curated record.